CGAUCGCAAUCGCGUGUAUCAUCAUCAUACCAUCCAUACAUACUUUCAUGCCCGCGACUAAAUACUCUCGAGGAUCGCUUUUUUAUUUUUGUUUUUUUACGAUGCAUUAUAACCCCCUCUUUCUUUGAGUGUUAGUUGAAUGUCUGUCUCCAUCCCUCGAGUAAUCUCUGUGUUCCCAACCGAUAGCGACGACCAAACAGCGGCGAGCCGGACUCUGCGCAACCGCUUUGCGCCUAAUCGAUGACCGAGAAAAUCGCAUCGCACACGGGCACAAGACCCGAACAACCUGGCAAUGGUACAUUGGGAAACCUGAAAAGUAGUAUGACCGAAGGCGAAACAAUGAAAAAGGAAUCGAGCGCAAAAGACAACUCGCGAAAUUCGCCAGCGUCCAAGGCUGAAAACGCUGCUGCGGGGACUCACGCCAGCCCCAAGAAGCGUCGCAAGGUUAAUCAUGCAUGCGUUUACUGCCGGCGAUCGCAUAUGACUUGCGAUUCGGAGCGGCCGUGUACACGAUGUAUAAAGCGCAAUAUUGGCCACCUGUGCCAUGACGAACCCAGAGAACCUUCAAAGCAACGAGCUCGGAGUGAACACGAACAUUCUGCAGGGGAUGAUGACAGCGUACAGAACAAUGAGUUCUCGAAUGUCCUUCAAGGUAUGACUAGAAACGUCGAUGUCCAGGAUGCUGCCGGUCAGCAAAUCCUCUCUGAAGGGCUUCCGUCGUCGUCUGUGCCGCCCGGCAACAUCUCCUCUACAGGUCAAGGUCUCGGCGCAACGUCUCAGCCACUUCUCGGCUACAACGAAUGGCUUAGUGGCCAAAACCAAUUUCAAGAUAUGCACACUUUUCAUCCUUCGUAUAUGUUCAACGCCCCCGAGGUCACGAACGAAUACAACCUCCUUGGUGACUUCUUGAGUAAUAGCCUCUUGGAUGACGGAGCAAUGUUUCAGAGUGACGACCUACAGGGAAUUUACUCUGACCCAACAUUGAUCAGUUCCAUGGCCACACUCGGGGGUGGGUCUAAUGCAGCAUUACUUCAGCAAUCUCACCCUCCGCCUCUGGCACAGAACCAGCCCUCUCAUGGCGAACCGAUUCAAGGCCCCGCCCCUGGAGUGGUGAAUGAUAAAGCACGGGAAACCUAUUACAUGACAGCGGCAGAUCCUUCUGGGUCUGAUCCUCCAGAAGAACGAAUGAACAAACUUCUCAAGGCGAAAUACGAUGCUGGUCUUCUCCGACCAUUCAACUACGUGAAGGGCUACGCUAGGCUGAACCAAUAUAUGGAAAAGAAUCUGCAGCAAGCCUCACGUCAGAAGAUCCUGCGGCAGCUUGAUAAGUUCAGGCCGAAGUUCCGAGAGAGAAUGCAGAGUUUGACUGAUAUUGAACUCAUCUUCGUGGAGAUGUGGUUUGAACGGAGCUUGAUGGAAUACGACCGCGUCUUUGCUAGUAUGGCGAUUCCGGCCUGUUGCUGGAGGCGUACAGGUGAAAUAUUUCGAGGCAAUAAGGAGAUGGCUGAGUUGAUUGGGGUCCCAAUUGAAAGUCUGAGAGACGGUAAAAUGGCCAUUCAUGAAAUCAUUGUGGAGGAUCAGCUCGUGAGCUACUGGGAAAAGUUUGGAGCUAUUGCUUUUGAUAAUACGCAAAAAGCGAUGCUCACGAGUUGCACAUUGAAAAAUCCCAAUUCUAAUUCCCCUGGCGACGGGAUCCCAUGCUGUUUCUCAUUUACAAUACGAAGAGACUCGCAUAACAUCCCAUCCCUUAUUGUUGGAAACUUUCUACCAUCUCAACGAAAAAGCAAGUAAAUAUUCCCGUCGUCGCUGGAUUCUCUCUCUCUUUUUUUUUUCCAUUUCAUUUGUUUGUACCGGCGCUUAAGGCUAUUCGGAGUACUCUUGACUUGGAGUGGAUAUACUCGGUACAUACCUACAUCUUAGUGCUUCUAGCAGCUGAAAGUGCUGGGAUAUUCUCCUCAUAUCGUCCGUCAGUAACUGGCCUUUAUUAAAAAAAUGUACCAUACUUUUUUGCCCUUUUCUCCCCCACGCUCGUCACAGGAGCAGCAUUGGUUGAGUCUGAGAUUACUUGCCUGAAUUCGAUACCUGAGCAACGGGAUUGAAUAUAGACUAGUCUGGUCAUGUGGAUGGCCUCCAUAAUUUAAUAUGUAGAUUAUGUAUUUGUCACAUUCGAUUUGGUAUUAGCAUAAGCAAGGCCUUUCUCCUCACAAAGCAAACAACAAGUUCAAAGGAAUGGCAACACCAGCCAAUUCUGAAGCAAAAGCCGAUGUGUUUUUAGG
Molecule: messenger RNA, 2276 nt
Organism: Aspergillus alliaceus
Lineage: Eukaryota; Fungi; Ascomycota; Eurotiomycetes; Eurotiales; Aspergillaceae
Gene: acuM
Product: gluconeogenesis transcription factor RDS2
Exons: 8
Coding region: 241-1791 (516 amino acids)
Biological process (GO): regulation of DNA-templated transcription
Cellular component (GO): nucleus
Molecular function (GO): DNA-binding transcription factor activity, RNA polymerase II-specific; RNA polymerase II transcription regulatory region sequence-specific DNA binding; zinc ion binding
Source: RefSeq, a predicted model, not a curated record